Molecule: messenger RNA, 2062 nt
Organism: Chlamydomonas reinhardtii
Lineage: Eukaryota; Viridiplantae; Chlorophyta; Chlorophyceae; Chlamydomonadales; Chlamydomonadaceae
Exons: 7
Coding region: 204-1424 (406 amino acids)
Biological process (GO): ribosomal large subunit biogenesis; ribosome biogenesis; endonucleolytic cleavage in ITS1 to separate SSU-rRNA from 5.8S rRNA and LSU-rRNA from tricistronic rRNA transcript (SSU-rRNA, 5.8S rRNA, LSU-rRNA)
Cellular component (GO): preribosome, large subunit precursor; nucleus; nucleolus
Molecular function (GO): protein binding
Source: RefSeq, a predicted model, not a curated record
AUACAGCUAGAGGCAGGGCAUCAACCUGAGAACAAGUUACUCGACUCAGCAAGGGUUCAGCACCAAACAGGCUUUGCGACCCUCAGAAAGCAUUGUUACAGUACCACAUCAGUAACAAAGCAAUUAGAAGCAAUCGAUAAUUGAAAGCAGGAGUCGCGACAUUCCUCUGCCGCCGGCGGCCGCCCAGUUCGAGAAUAGUCACGAUGGCGGAGGCUGGCGGGCCCGUAAAGGUCACGCUCCAGCAACUUGGAGUUGCAACAGGGGAGGAGUAUGAGGGGCAGUUGGACAUGGACAUCGGCCACCUCACGGCCUUCGACCCCGCGCCGCUGGACGCCGCGCGCAUGACGGUGGACGCCGCCGGCACGUGCGCCGAGGCGGCCCGCGGCAUCACACAGGCCAUUGUGACCAAGCUGUUCAACCUGCCCGCCGAGCCCGUCACCGGCGGCCGCCUGGCAGUGCUACCCGCCCCCACCACACACCUGCCGCGUGCGCAGCACGUGCCCAAGCCCAAGCCGCUCACGCGCUGGCAGCAGUUCGCUGCCAAGAAGGGCAUCGUGAAGCGCAAGCGCUCCAAGCUGGUGUUCGACGACACCGUGAACGAAUACCGGCGGCGGCACGGCUACAAGCGCGCCAACGACGACAAUGACAUCCCCAUCAUUGAGGCCAGGUCCACAGACAAGCCCGGCGAGGACCCCUUUGCGGCUCUGGCGGCGGAGAAGCGCGAGCGCGUCAAGCAGAACAAGGCCAACCAGCUGGGCAACCUCAAGGCGGCCGCCAAGCGCGCCGGCGCCUCCGCCCUGCCCGCCAGCCUGCGGCUGGCUGCCACGCUGCCGGGCGAGAACAAGAAGGUUGGCAAGGGCACGGACAAGAGCAUGCGGCGCAAGGAGCUCAAGGAGGAUAUCAAGUCGGCGUCGCGCCUGGCCGGCAUCUCCACGGCCUCCAUCGGCAAGUUCGACAAGCGGCUCAAAGGCGAGAAGCCCGGCGAGCGCACGCCGCUGGGCAAGCGCCGCAACUUCGCGUCCGUCACCGACACCAAGUCGGAGCGGACCAAGAUGGGCGGCAUGGCGGACAAGUUCCUGCGCGAGCGCUCGGACGACAUUGUGGACAUCAAGAAGGCCAUGGGGCGCAUGGAGGCGGACAAGCGGGCGGAGCGGAACAGCGCCAAGCGCCAGCGCGACGAGGACGGCGGCGGAGGCGGCGGCGGAGGUGGCGGCGGGGACCGGGGUGGCGGCGGCGGCCGGGGAGGGAAGAGGAUGCGCGGUGGCGGUGGUGGUGGGCGCAGCGGCGGCGGAGGAGGGCGCGGCGGGAGGGGAGGAGGACGGGGAGGGAGAGGCGCGGGGAAAGCGGGCGGCGGCGGCGGCGGCCGUGGUGGUCGGGGCGGCGGCCGGGGUGGUGGUCGGGGCGGCGGACGGGGUAAGCGGUGAGGCCGCCGGGAGGCGGGCGGCUCGCGGCUUCUGUGAGUCGCGGCGUGUGGGUUUGGUAUUGGGGCGUAGGCAGGCUGUGUGGUGUCAUGAAAUGGGUAGGUGGGGCUGAGUGGACUACACUGUCUGGCAGGGGUGCGUGGGGUCACGGCGUGCCGGGCAGGGGUGCACGGGCGCCGUCGUGCCGCCAGGCGCUUACAUUUAGUGCGGAUCCGGCACAUGCACCUGUUCGGGUGUACCCGGUGUGUCGUGUGUUGUUGGUGUUGGCGUUGGGCUGCAACAGCUCAGGGGGCUCCUAAGCUGCUGUAUGCGCUGUGUGCACGGGCUUGUGUGUGGUGUGUGGUGAUGUAGUGUGUGGGGUGGUGAGCUAAGAAUACCAACUGUGCGGGACCACUGCGUUGCAGCGCCUGCAUGGCCGUGCAUGCGGAGGUUGGUUUAAGCUGGUGUGGCCCUGAUUGCCGUAGGUAUUGAUGUUUCGGAUGCGAUAGGUGGGGACUGAAUGUCUGAAUGUUACGGGCACGCGCGUGCAGACGGGUAUCGUCUUCGGGCGCGGCCGACCUUGACAGCUUGACAGGGUGGCAGUCAAAGCGUGGAGAAAUUCGAACGCUGAACGUUGCUCGCUGAUGUAACCUUUGAGCAGA